This is a messenger RNA of Macrosiphum euphorbiae (potato aphid), 948 nucleotides long. The record is from the annotation of a GenBank genome assembly. Lineage: Eukaryota; Metazoa; Arthropoda; Insecta; Hemiptera; Aphididae.
AUGGAUAUUUUAUUGGCAACAAGUAUUGUAACUAAAACAAUUAAUUCGAUUAGAAAAUUGAGAGCAAAUAAUUCAUUUGAGGAAAUUAUAAAAUUAACAGAUAAUUUUAUCAAUGAGAGUGACACAGAUUUUAUACCAUUAAAAAAUAUCAGACCUAGGCGUGUUCCAAUUAAAGCAGGUGAACUAAUGCAAGAUGAUCCUAUUGUUUGUCCAAUUAAAAAGUUUGAGGUAGAAACUUACAAUGCUGUAAUAGAUAUGACUCUAAAUGAAUUGAGUGACCGGUUUGAAACCACAAAUAUUGGACCAUUAAAAGACAUAGCAUUGCUCUCAUAUCGUAGAAUACAAGAAUUGCACAAUGAUCCAACAAUGCUACCAAAAGAUUCAUUUAUAGAGUUAUGUGAGGUCUAUUCAAAAAUUAAUAGAGAUUGUUUGAUUUCUGAAUAUAUGCAGUUUUGUAAAAAUUUAAAUGAAUUUGAAAAUAACUUAAAUUUACCAAAGUUUUUGCAUGAUGUUAGUAAUAAUAAAUCAAGUAAAUAUGAUGAAGAUGAAAAUGAUAAUAAUGAUGACAACAUUUCUAUGCUUGAACUAAAUACGUAUGAUGAUUUAAAUGAAACUUCGAAUGAUAAUGAUCAAAGAGCAAUUAAAAACAUUGGGAGUACUAAAAAAAUUUUUCAAAUGUUUUGUACAGCUAAUUUAACCAGUUGUUUCCCAAAUUUGUAUGUAGCAUUAAAAUUAUCAGUCACUCUUCCAAUUUCAAGUUGUAGUGUAGAGCGUUCAUUCUCAAAGUUAAAACUGAUCAAAACUAAACUUCGAACUUCCAUGCUACAGGAUAGGUUAGAAAACUUGAUGAAAAUCAGUUGUGAAAAAGACUUAAAUCCAAUAGUAGACAAUAUAAUUUUAUCGCUAGCUGGAAAAAGUUCCAGCUUAUGUAAAGCAUUAGUGUAUUAA